Gaeumannomyces tritici R3-111a-1 is the source of this 183-nucleotide messenger RNA. RefSeq lists its product as hypothetical. NCBI's taxonomy places the organism in Eukaryota, Fungi, Ascomycota, Sordariomycetes, Magnaporthales, Magnaporthaceae. The transcript has a single exon. Bases 1 to 183 code for a protein of 60 amino acids. The record is from RefSeq and is a predicted model, not a curated record.
AUGCGCGGGAGGCAGGGGAAGGUGAUGGGCGCCGGACAUCAAAAGGAGAAGGGCAAGGAUGGAGAGACAAAAGGAAGGAGAGAGAAGAGAAAUACAAUUCGCAACCACAAUGGUUGGAGUGCCCCGAGCGUCAGGAUCCAGGGAUCAAGACCAACAAGGCGGGAUCCUGGCCACAGGCCUUGA